Calypte anna (Anna's hummingbird) is the source of this 7838-nucleotide messenger RNA. It is a transcript of the gene FOXP1, whose product is annotated as forkhead box P1. Gene Ontology annotation, molecular function: RNA polymerase II cis-regulatory region sequence-specific DNA binding; DNA-binding transcription repressor activity, RNA polymerase II-specific. Gene Ontology annotation, biological process: regulation of transcription by RNA polymerase II. NCBI's taxonomy places the organism in Eukaryota, Metazoa, Chordata, Aves, Apodiformes, Trochilidae. Bases 824 to 2887 code for a protein of 687 amino acids. The record is from RefSeq and is a predicted model, not a curated record. The transcript has 17 exons. Gene Ontology annotation, cellular component: nucleus.
AAGUGUGGAGGUGGACAAACCAGUCAAUAAUUGACUCGUGUUACUGCAAUGAAUCCAACCUUGGCUGCUUAAAACUAGGAGAAAAUAGCCAAGUGAAAAUUCUUUUGUGCAAAGUUACACCUGGCUUUGAGGUGGUUUGGUUUUUUUUUUUUUUUUGACUUCUGGAGGCUGGUAGAGAGUUUAGCAAUGUUUUGAUGGAGGGGGUGGGAGUCUUUAUUUCAUCUGCAGCCAGGACUUGGUAUGGCAAGGUUUGAUAUUGUCUUAUUGUAGUGGUGCUGCUGCUGCCUAGCAGAAACCAACUGUAUUUACUAAAUGCAACUCAGGCCUUUUGUUUAGUGGAAUAGUCUCCUGGUUUUCUGGGAGUUUUUGUUGCAAGCUCUGAGCAGUGUGCAUACAAACAAACAAGGCCUGGGCUGUGAGAGAAUAGCUCUGCAGUUUCUGUUCCUGUUUUACAUGAAACUACUGCAGUGACCAGGCUGGGAUGAGCAGGUGGGGACAUCCCAAGGGACACUGGCACCGAGGCAGCUCUCUGCCUCCCCGUGCUGUGGUUCAGCAUCCCUUCUUCUGAAGCAGUUUUUCUUCUUCUGGUGCAGGUGGUGUUCAUGUCCAUGCUGUAGCCCCCACAGAGUUGUUCAGUGCAGUGAAGUAUGGUUUUUUUGUUUGGUUUGGGGUGGGUUUUUUUGCUGCCCUCCAUUCCUUUUCAUCCAAAUAAAUGAUGGUCCCACCAAUGGUAAAGAUGAUUUCUGUCAAGCUCAUGGCUGAAAGACAGCUCUGCCCAGGAGAGAGGAAGGAACCUCACUCUGCUGCUGAUGGUUUUUGAGUCAUGAUGCAAGAAUCUGGGACUGAGACAAAAAGUAACGGUUCAGCCCUUCAGAAUGGAGCGAGCGGGGGCAACCAUUUACUAGAGUGCAGCCUGCGGGAAGUGAGAGCAAACGGCGAGACACCUUCAGUUGAGAUUGGGGCUGCAGAUUUAGCACAUCUUCAGCAACAGCAGGCUCUCCAGGUGGCACGGCAGCUUCUACUGCAACAGCAGCAGCAGCAGCAACAGCAACAGCAGCAGCAGCAGCAGCAACAACAAGUUAGUGGAUUAAAGUCUCCGAAGAGGAAUGACAAACAGCCAGCCCUUCAGGUUCCAGUGUCGGUGGCUAUGAUGACACCUCAAGUGAUCACUCCCCAGCAAAUGCAGCAGAUCCUCCAGCAACAAGUGCUAACUCCCCAGCAACUCCAAGUCCUGCUCCAACAGCAGCAGGCACUCAUGCUUCAACAGCAGCAGCUUCAAGAGUUUUAUAAGAAACAACAGGAACAGUUGCAGCUUCAACUUUUACAGCAACAACAUGCUGGAAAACAGCCUAAAGAGCCCCAGCAGCAGCAGGUGGCUACGCAGCAGUUGGCCUUUCAGCAGCAACUUUUACAGAUGCAGCAGUUGCAACAGCAGCACCUCCUGUCUUUGCAGCGUCAGGGGCUGCUAACAAUCCAGCCUGGACAGCCUACUCUGCCUUUGCAACCCCUUGCACAAGGCAUGAUUCCAACAGAACUGCAGCAGCUCUGGAAGGAAGUGACAAGCUCGCACACAGCGGAGGAGGCAGCCAGCAACAACCACAGCAGCCUGGACCUGUCCACCACCUGCGUCUCCUCCUCUGCCCCAUCCAAGACCUCCUUAAUCAUCAACCCACACGCCUCAACUAAUGGACAGCUAUCAGUCCACACUCCUAAAAGGGAGAGUUUAUCCCAUGAGGAGCACUCACACAGCCAUCCACUCUAUGGACACGGUGUAUGCAAAUGGCCAGGCUGUGAAGCUGUAUGUGAAGACUUCCAGUCGUUUCUGAAACAUCUCAACAGUGAGCAUGCGCUGGAUGAUAGAAGUACAGCCCAAUGUAGAGUACAAAUGCAGGUUGUACAGCAGUUAGAGCUACAGCUUGCAAAAGAUAAAGAGCGCCUGCAAGCCAUGAUGACACACCUGCACGUGAAGUCAACUGAACCAAAAGCCACCCCUCAGCCCCUGAAUCUGGUAUCGAGCGUCACGCUUUCCAAGACUGCAUCCGAGGCUUCUCCUCAGAGCUUACCUCAUACUCCCACCACCCCGACUGCACCCAUCACUCCUGUCACCCAGGGACCCUCGGUCAUCACUACCACGAGCAUGCACAACGUCGGACCCAUCCGGAGGCGGUACUCGGAUAAAUACAACGUCCCCAUUUCUUCAGCAGAUAUUGCCCAGAAUCAAGAAUUUUAUAAGAACGCAGAAGUCAGACCACCGUUCACGUAUGCGUCUUUAAUUAGACAGGCCAUCCUUGAAUCUCCAGAAAAACAGCUAACACUAAAUGAAAUCUACAACUGGUUCACGCGAAUGUUCGCUUACUUCCGACGCAACGCGGCGACGUGGAAGAAUGCAGUGCGUCAUAAUCUUAGUCUUCACAAGUGUUUUGUGCGAGUAGAAAACGUUAAAGGGGCAGUAUGGACAGUGGAUGAACUAGAGUUCCAAAAACGAAGGCCACAAAAGAUCAGUGGUAACCCUUCUCUUAUUAAAAACAUACAGACCAGCCACACCUACUGCACACCUCUCAAUGCUGCUUUACAGGCUUCAAUGGCUGAGAACAGUAUACCUCUAUACACUACUGCUUCCAUGGGAAAUCCCACUCUGGGCAAUUUAGCCAACGCGAUGAGGGAAGAGCUUAAUGGUGCAAUGGAGCAUACGAACAGUAACGGGAGUGACAGCAGUCCAGGACGUUCCCCUAUGCAAGCAAUGCACCCCGUGCAUGUCAAAGAAGAACCAUUAGAUCCAGAUGAAAAUGAAGGCCCUCUAUCCUUAGUGACAACAGCCAACCACAGUCCAGAUUUCGAUCACGACAGAGAUUAUGAAGAUGAACCUGUAAAUGAGGACAUAGAAUGAGUAUGUCUGACAUCAUUAUCCUGAGAAUGAAGAUGGGAAGAACGCGUCAAACUUAGCUGUGAAAUCUCUCCAUUAUUGUACAGUCUGGAGGAUUCUCAGUCCACUUUGACAACUAUGAAAUACGUUAACUCUUAGUGCCAUCAAGUAUCCCAUUUGGGAGUAUUUUUGAUUUUUCUACUUUUUGUUGAAAAAAGGAAAUUUGUACUCUGUGCAUUGGAUGGACUUGUUUGGUACUUGGGAUUUUCCUCUCUUACAGUCAACAUCAGUGUUGUAAAUUUGCUAAACUGAUUCACUCGCAUUUAGCAGCCAGCUGUGGACUGCAGGUCCUGCCAAUUUUGGACACUUGAGGACAUCAAACUGAGCAUGUACACCUGAACUGCAGAUCAAGUCUUUGCCCAGAUUUUAAGGAUUCCAAUGGACAACAUAUUUGCACAGUACUGCAUGUUGAUUAUCACUGCCUUUUCUCCAUUUUUUUUUCUUUUUUUUUUUUUUUCUUUUGGUUUUUUUUUUUUCUUUUGGUUUUCUCUUUUUUUUUUUUCCUGCUUCCAUUCGGGCUGGGGAAGGCCUGUGUGUGCACGUGUGUGGGUAUGUGUGUGAGCGUGUCUACUGGGGAGGGGUUCAAAGACAACAAGAAAAAAGAAAAUGAUCCCAAACUUUUUAAUGUAUUUGCUUUCAUUCCCCCGCCCCACUUCUCCUCUACCGUUUUAAGUUCUGACCUCAGGCCUCAUCUGGGCCCAGGGCCUCUUGGAGGCUUCAGCGUUUUCUGUACUUUGUGAUGAAUGUUAAUAGGUGUUUUUAUUAUACGAAGCUGAAUGUCAUUGAAUUGUUUGUAGUUUUUUCUGUCAUUCAUUCCAGUUUCCUUCAGAUGCCACCAGAUUUUCUUUUAGCGAUGGAAAGCAUUCCAUUUCCAUGUCUUUUUUCUUUUUUUUUUUCCCAUGUUGUUUUUUUUGAAAAGGUCCCAAAUGCUGCACUAUCCAUGUGGAAGGGUUGUCCAGUGGAGAGAGAGGAACGAAGUACUGCAAGCAUGAGAAUGAAUGACAGAUGAACAUAGAAACACUGUAGGAAGCAACACAGAUUCAUUCCACAAAGCAGUAUUUUUAAUAGAUUUUUUGCUGUUGUUUGGGGGUUUUUUUGGUGUUUUUUUUUUUUUCUGGGUUGGUUUUUGUUUUUUUUUCAUUUGUUUAGGGUUUCUUUGGCAGCAACAGUGAAUAUUUGCAAAUGCCACAAAAUUGAACAGCACAAGGAAAUUUAUGCAGCACCAAGAGAGUUCACUUUUAGUUGAGGAUGAACAGUACAGUGGCAGGUUCUCGGUUGUUUAACACAAGUUCUAAUAGGUCAAGAGAUCUUUCUGGAAUAUCUCAGAUUACCGAGAUGGGCACCUAUACAUUUGUUAUUAAUUUUUUUUUAAUUUAAUUUUAUUUUAAUUUUUUUUUUCUGCACUUGCAAAUAGUGGUUGGAAAGAUGACUUCAUUAAAUCCUUACCGUACAUGGGGAAGCUUCCCAGUUAAACAUCAGUUCAGGAUUGCUUGGUGGCAUUAAUCUGUUUGAAUACAAAUUAGAUUUCAGAUUGAACUUGUUACAGGAGUUAAUAAGGACAGAGCCCCACUAAUGCUGAAGUGUUAAUUUUCAGCUGUGCAAAUGCAGUGCUGCAGUUAAGGUUUUUAUAUUACACCAGCCAGGAUGGAAACCUCAAUAGAGGAGACAGGAGAUCUGGGAGAGAGAAUUCAGGCCGGGGCUUUUUAGGCAGAACUGGCAAGUGCUCUUCAAAGCAAACAGGACAUACAAAAAUUUGUUGCCAUAGGUCAGUAAACUUCGGUCACCAAACACCCAAACGUUUUCAUUCUGCAACCACUUUUCCGUCACUCAUUUAUUUAUGUAGGACUGUAGCUUUUUUAUUAUUUCAAAAAGCCUUUCAGAGCUUAAUUUAUAUUCUUCUUUGUACCUUUUCUUUUUUUUUUUUUUUUUCCUAAAAUUACCAAAGAUGUUACACAAAGGUAAAUUAUGUUCUCUGUUAUAUGCUUUAUCUUAUGAAGCCAAAUAUCCUCUUAUUGUUGAUCAAAGGAGGUUGAAGAAUUUAGAGGGAAAUGACAAGAUGUGGGCUAUUGCUAACCUGAGAGGGAAACUGCUCCUUUAUUCUAGAAAUUUUAGGAGGCCAAGUAGAUGUCUGAACCAAAGUUGUUACUUUUUAUUUGCAAUUCUUUACAGUGACCAAAAGGAAGCUCUGAUAAAGAGGAAUCGAGGGAAGCUUUUGAGGCUAAAACUAGGAAAUCAGUGUUACUGAGGGAGCUGGAGAAAGCAGAGACACAGUAAUUUAGUGGAAAAUUAGAGUAUCAGAUAAAGGAGGCAGAUUAAUAAAAUAGAGAAGAGAACAGACAAGCUCCCACAAUUUAACAGGACCACAUAAUAGUAUUUCUAGAAUUAAAUUUUAAAAUAGAAAAAAAAAAAAAUUGGCCUUUGGUUCUACAGAUUGUGUGCCACUUCUGUUUCGGGACUGUGCUAGGACAACUGCUUUAGUUUGGGUUGAUCUUGGCACAUUUGCUCAGUUUUGUUUUGGUUUUGGUCAAGCAUUUUUCAUAAGGAAACAACACUCCUGUCCACUCAUAAGCUUCGGUACAAGAAAUUUUAUUGGCAGUUACUUUUAUAAAAGUCAACUCUGCUUUCUUUUGCAAAAGACAAAAAAAAAAAAAAAAUAAAUAAAAAAAAAAAAAAAGGGCAGUCUGUGGUCAUUUAAAACAUUUUUUUUUUUUUUUUCAUUUAAAUUAUAUCCAGGCAGCUUCGUGACGUGCCGGCGGUAGCCAGAUGGGGAAUGAUGAGAAUUGAGCCCUGUGCUUCUAAACUGAGUGGUUUGCUGGUUAGUUUGGUAUUCAGAAGGGGGAUAAAAAUCUGGUAGAUUAGUUCAUUCUCAGCAUGUGUAGCUAGACAUGAGUAAAGAUAACAGCAUGAGAAACUGUUAGUACGCAUACCUCAGUCCAAACUGUUAGGGAAUGAGUAAAUAAAUAAAUAAAUAAAAUAAAUACAUUUCACUCAGUUGCACUUAGUUGUAUGUCUUGCAUGCUUAGUCUAAAGACUGUAGCAAAAAUUAAAAAAAACAAAAAAAGAGAAAAAAGAAGUAAAAAAUUAGAUUUUAACACAUCUGGCAGGUGUUGCAGCCUCGCAGAAGAACCAACUGAAAAUCUCAGGCUUUACAUCAAGCAAACUUCACUAUGAUUUUUACAAUUCUGAUUCUGUAUCCCUUUGGAUAUACAGUUGCUUCUUUAGGGAGGGGUUUAUUAUGUUGUACAUAUAUAUCCCACUGUGUCUGUGUGAGCCUUUGUCUUUUGGGGGGAGGGUGGGGCGGGAGGAAAAGGUGGAAAGGUCCUUUUUUUAGAUAUCAUUCCUCAAAAGGAAUAAAUGCAGACCUGUUUGUCAAAACACCUUUUGCUUUUUGUGCAACUGCUUUAUAUUAACUAUACUAAAAAAAUAGCUUUGAAAAAAAAAAAACUACUGUAUGUAAUGGAAUUGCAGAAUACGCUGCACAUGUAUUUUAUUUAGUUAUCCUUGCUUUAAGAAUAUUGGAUGACAUUUGCUGACAUGUGGGAGAAAAUCCCUGACUUUUUUUUUUUUUCAGCUUUUAAAUUGUAACAUAGUUGACAGAGGUUUGUUUUGUUUUGUUUUUUUUUUCCUCCUGUUAUCAUUGAUCGAAGCAUUUUUGUACAGUUUUUGUGUUUAAGCUGGUUUUUUUGAUACUUUCCCACCCCUUCUGUUAUCUUACCACUGCCUUUUCUGGCUGUCUUAAACAAAGUUCAUAUAUUUGAAAGGUAAAAAAAAAAAAAAAAAAAAAGUCGUUUAAAAAAAAAAAAAAAUGUUUUUCUCCUGCUGCAGUAAAUAUUUUGCAUGAUGAAUUCCAGGGUCACACUUUCAAAGUUUAUCAGUGAAGUAGUGAUUAAUAAUGGGGAGUGUCAAACUAUUGAACUUUUGUAUAAAAAAACAAAAAAAAAAACUUUACAAGGUGCCAAGAUGUAAAGACAAUUUGUUACAUGUUUUUUUUCUCAAAGAAAAGCGUACAUUAUGAAAGUAGUACCAUGUAUCAGGUAAAUCGCUGUCAGGAAUGAGAGUCAAAGCCUUCCUUGUCCACACACAAACAAAAAAGAAAAAAAAAAAAAAAAAAAAAAAAAAGAGUUUGUAAAUGUAAAACCUGUUAGGUUUCUGCAUUCAACUAGAAGUGAAAUGAAAAAUCAAGGCUUAUGUAGAAUUAACCUCAAAAAAACAUGACCUUUUUUUUUGAUUCUCACUCGCAAGAGUCCCGCUGCGGGUCCUGCACCUUCCCUCUCAUGGAGCUUCUGCUUCAGGAGGAGAGAGCAGGGCAAGGAUUCUGGUUCUGCAAAUAUUGCAGAUCAUUAGAUAUUUUAUAUAUAUAUACAUACAUAUCUAACUCUAUAUAUAUAUAUAAAGUUUUUAAAAAUAAUUUUGAACUAUUGUAGUUUUCGGAUCACGAUCUCACGUUCAUUACAGCAUGGCAAAAAAAAAAAAAAAAAAAAAAAAAGAAGUGUUUCAACUCUUUUGAAAUCCUUUGGUACCUUUGGUUAAUGAACUCAGAGUGAGUUUUUAGAUGUUUCAGAAGUCAUUUCGUAUUUUAGUCUUGCGAGGUGAAUUUGCAGUUCCCGACUGCAUUUUAAUGGGCCCAGAACAGGUAACAAAUUAUCUUCUACCCAUAAGCCUUGAUGAAAAUGGUACAGUCCAGACUGUUAGCAUGGUGCUUUGUGUGUAUGUGCUGCCAGUAACAAGAUUUUUUUUUUUUAAUUUUUUUUUUUUUUGAUAAGGCAUAAAAGAAACUCAUUCCUUACAUCAACUGUAAUUCCAUCAUUCCAUGUCUGUUGAUACAGACAAUAAAAAAUGUUGUGUAGUCAGUACUAAUUACUGACAUUAUAGCAUUCUCAAAUGCAAUAAAAAUGCUGGUUGUUCACACUGGUAA